Molecule: messenger RNA, 1904 nt
Organism: Metopolophium dirhodum (rose-grain aphid)
Lineage: Eukaryota; Metazoa; Arthropoda; Insecta; Hemiptera; Aphididae
Exons: 6
Coding region: 425-1765 (446 amino acids)
Source: RefSeq, a predicted model, not a curated record
CACGGCGCGCGUGUGUCAUCCUCGCCGCGGAGCCGAGACCGCAAGUCGCGUGCCAUAUUAUAUCCGUCGUGUACGCCCGACAGACGCGUGUCUUAUCAUAUUUUAUGAUAGCGAUCGAUGUUGUAUUUUUUUAUUGUAUUCUAACAGGUAGUACAUAACAGUGUGAUUGUCCGACCGUCGCCCGGCCACCACAUCACUCUGCCGACUCGGCCUACCCUCUGUCUCCGCACGCCGAAGAAACAUCCGCACACACAAACUACAAUAAUAUUUGAAAUUAUAUAUUUUAUUCGCAUUCCGGACUGCGCUGCAAGUACGAUCCAGGGAAAGCGAUCCCUGAAGUCAGUGAUUAUCGUUUACCUGCAAUUAUAGUCUCGAUCGUCCGGUUGUGAUGAAAUGAGUUUGGUGGUAAAUUCAAGGUCAGAACAUGUCCGUUUGCGAUUGCUGGGCCAGUUUCAAGUUUUCUCAAAUUAUUUUGUGUUUGAGCUGUCUACUCUAUAAGAGAUGGUCGGACGCAGAAGCCACCAGGCUGUUUUAUUUCUUCGAGAAGUCGUCCAGGGAGUGGCCGUUGCUGAACAACAUCACCAGGAACGGGGCCGGAUCUCUGUUCGCGGACGUGACUUUCGGCGGUUACAUAAUAAUAUGCGUGGCGCUGUACAUAGCCUACUUGAUGGGCGAGCUCAAAAACAGCAAGAAAACUGAAUCGUUUCUGUUGGUCAUCGGUGCGGCGCUGUUCAUCGCUGUUGGCUGUCUGGUGUUGACAGCCGUGGACAGCGUGCCCGGGAACCUGAUUGUCAACGCGCUCGUGCUGGGCACCCUGUCCAUAGUGACAGGUAUGGUGUUCGUGCUGGACACGUGUCUGUCGAACAGGCGGAACGAUAAGGAGUCGCACCUGUUGCCGAAGAACACUCGGUAUGGCGACAUUGCGCGCACUAGGGCCGCCGUCGAUGGUGCGGUGCAUGCCAACGGGACAAACGGAGUGCACGCAAACGGGACGAACGGAGUGCACGCAAAGGGGACGAACGGAUUGCACGCAAACGGCACGAACGGCGUGCACGUCAAUGGGACAAACGGCAUGCUGAAGCGGGAGACGGCAGUAGAGAACAAGCAGAAAAACGGCUUGCUACGGACAGCCGCCAACGGUCGGACGGUGGAGACAAAGAACGAGAGCGUUCAGACGACCACAAGCAGGGAUCGUGGACGACUGGACGAAAAUGGCGACGACGUCGACGGGGCGGCCGCACAUCAGUACGGUCGUAGGUAUUUGGACGACCGCGGGUUCGACGUGGGUCACGGACAUAGGCACACCGAGUGGUACGACACGGACAUGGACCUGCCAAAAAUGAAGAAACUAGAAAUCAACGUGCCAGCCGAGGAGUCUCCGGAUUACCGUCGCAGAUUUGUAAACGUUAAGAGCGGUGUUAAACUACAAUCACCCAGCAUUACUAGCACUGUGCACAAUCAACAGGAAAGUCCGAAGGAGGAAAAUGAGCAUGAAGUGAAAAAUGCCAGAGUACCGUAUGUUUUUUCAGAAAAAAAGAGACCAACUAGACCUACUGAUCUACCCUUGAAAUCACCUGUGGAGAGGGUGAAUGAUUCAUUACAAAAAUCGGUUAAAAGUCGAUUUUACUUUGGGGCGAACACGGAAGAGCCUAAAUCGCCAAAUGAUCCUGGCUACGUGCUGCACACUGCAUCCAGGUGGGAAGAACAACCUGCAGCAGCCGUGCCACAAAAUGGAUACAAAAACUUUAAAAGAAGUCAAGUAUAGGAUCUUUGGGAGAAUUUUCUUCUUCAAGUACGUGUUGAGUUGGAUCAAAUGAUUCCUUAUCGUAUUCUUUUGUACCCAAAAUAUUUGUACCUUUAAUUCUUAUAACAGUAGCCUUUUCAACUCCUAGCAUCCUAGCAUA